Messenger RNA from Symbiodinium pilosum, 980 nucleotides. Lineage: Eukaryota; Dinophyceae; Suessiales; Symbiodiniaceae. The record is from the annotation of a GenBank genome assembly.
GUACUGGCCUCCCAGUGUUUCUAGUUGAAGGCCUCCUUAGCAACGAGGAGAGUGAAGCGAUCCAAACAGCGGCAAUGUCCGAGGGACUGUCCCGAAGCCUGACCGCGAAUGACAAACAGUUCAUGACGAAGCGCAGGGCAUUGAAGCUCUUCAAAGAGAUGGAUGCCAACCGAGAUGGAUUGCUGGAUGAACAUGAGCUUUCCGAAUUUGUUCGGGAGGCAGCAGACAUGGUCGACCUGAACUACACCGCUUUCUUGGAAGAUCAGCUGAACCUGCCAGACGCCGCCAAAGCUGCGGCCGCUGGUAGGAAGGUGCGUAAGCAAGAGGUCAAGGCAGUCAAUUGGCCAGCUUUCUUCAGCAGCUGCGUUUCAGAGCACCCAGAAUGGUUUGCACGCCAUUCCAGCCAGGCCUGGCUAAGGUAUUCGGACCACCGUUUUCUCCGUGGCAUUUUGGACAAAGUUGCCGCAGUCACAGGGUUGGAGCCGGCCUGGGUCCGCAGCAUUGCAGAAGACAUGCAGGUGCUCAACUACGCUCCAGGUGGGGGGCACUACUCGUGCCACCACGACACGGGCAUCGAAGCUCUGGAUGCAGCUCGUUUCAUGACGGUUUUCUUCUUCCUGAAUGACGUGCCAGAUGGCGGCGAAACUGUUAUGUUUGGCACCGACCUCAAUGCCAGCCGCUCGAAAGAGUACUUCCUAGCAGAUGAGGAUGUCUGGGGCGAGGUUGAGGCUCAGUGCCAAUCAGUUCGCAGCUGCCCACAGCAGCCUGGCGCAAAACCUCCGCCUCCAUUCUCUACAGCUCUCGUGCUGCGGCCACGGAGAGGGAGUGCUAUUUUCUGGUACAACAUGGAGGUGGACGCCGAAGGAGGAUUACAGCGCUUCUUCUGGCAAAGCAUCCACGGCGGGUGUCCGACCCGGCGCACUGAAAAGUGGGCAGCAAACAUUUGGCUUCGAGUUCGGUCCAUGCGGGACGAGCUGUGA